AUGCCUUCCACGGCCACCACCUUUUUGGACUCUCCGCUGCUCAAGGUGAGCCGUCCCGUCGCCGCCUGCUCGCGAUGUCGUACCGCGAAGAUCAAGUGCGACGGUAAGCUCCCCGCUUGUUCCGCCUGCGAGAAGGUCGGAAAGGCCAGUACCUGCUCCGGGGCUAGCGAUGAGUUCGCCAAAGGAAAAGAACGCAGCUAUGUAGCAUCCCUCGAGGGCUACUGUGAGAAGCUCGAAAAGAAGAUCUCUCAACUCCGAGUUCGUCAAACCUCCCUCUCCGCCGAAGGGAAUGGCGUCGCGCGCGAGAUGUCUAUCACGUCCACCGGUUCGGAGGGCCCCUUGAGCACCGCACAUCGUCGAGAAGUGUCCGAUAUCGAUGACCUCGUGGGAGAUUUUGGUUUCCUAUCAGUCAACGCCACGUCGCGAGACUUUCACGGUAUCACGUCCAAGACUACUUUUGCCAAUCUCCUCUUAUCAGUCGCGACGGUGGGAUAUCCCCCCCAGCGCACACCCAAAGCGCUGCCUGCCCGGCACGAAGCAACCCCGUUACUGCAGAUCUACUUUGACAACGUUUUUGUCCAACUACCCUUCUUUGUGGAAACGAGCUUUUGGACCUCGGUAGAUGCCGUUUAUCAGUCAGGGGGACGUUUUGCCAAACCCUUUGACCAUUGGAUGUUGCGUAUGGUGCUUGCCAUCGCCUCCGCCUCAGUCUCAUCUCAGAACAAUGAUAAGGCUCACAAACGGGCUUGGGCUUUGGUUUCAGAAGCUCUGGCAUUUGCCGAAGAUGUCCUACGCCCGGGGUCUAUCACGUGCAUCCAGGCGAUCUUGCUGCUUGCACAAUAUGCCCUGAUAGACCCGGGCCGCUUUCGCAGUUGGCAUCUCGUCGGAAUGGCUGUCAGAGUCGCGGUGGAUCUCGGUCUGCACCAGGACCCUCCUGCAGAGGUUCUAUCCAAUAUGGAUCGCCUCGACCUUCGCCGGCGUGUGUUCCACUGCCUCUACUCCUUAGAUAGAGGAAUGAGCACUGCCUUACAGAGAACCUUCUCCUUUUCUGAUGCUUCCGUCAACGUUGCUAUGCCAUCGGCCGGCACGGGGGUCUCGCCUGGUGAACACAAUCACAUCUUCCUACGAAGCCCAGCCCCCGCCCUUCACAUCGUUAAGAUACGACAAAUCCUUUCCAGUGGAUACCAAGAUAUGUACUACAGUAGCCGUGAGGUAUCAACGCAAUCACUGGUCUCAAUAUGGACACUCUGCUCACAAAGUCAACAAUGGUACAACGAAUGUCCCAAGAGCACCCCCAACCACUUCUCCCUUCUCUACCGCCUUGAGCUCAUUUAUACCAUUAUCAUCCUCCUCUCUCCCUCCCACAGAUACCCCAUCCUCGACGACUACAACAAAGCGCUCCUGUUCGACCGGUGCAUGGACUACAUCAGCCAGAUUCACCAAGUGCUGGCGAAUCCAAGUCUUCUCCCAUUCCUUACCUUUUUCGACAUCCAGCGCGUGCAUCAAGUCGGCCAUAAAUUUGUCGAGAUUCUCUCCGACAACUUCGACAUGCUCCUAAGCCCCACGGUCCCUUCUCCCCCUCCUGUCCCAGCCGGCACCCCGGAUCCCCCCAAACUGCACGAAGAAGACCGCCUCAACACCCGGCCUCGUGCAAUCCGCUGCAUUGACUACAUUCGAGAUCUGUUGAAAGUCUGCGCGAGGAAAUGGGAUCUAAGGGCUCCGCUCGAGGAGUUUGAGAGACUAUCGGCGCCAUUGGGGAAGAUGUUGGUGGACAGCUCGAUGAGCUAUGUAACAACCCAAGGGGCAUAUACGCAGGCCCCCUUAUCCGGAUUGCCGCUGGCCGGUAAUGGGUACCCCGGUUAUCACCUGGGUUAA
This is a messenger RNA of Penicillium atrosanguineum, 1875 nucleotides long. Its product is annotated as Zn(II)2Cys6 transcription factor. The coding region runs from base 1 to 1875 and encodes 624 amino acids. Lineage: Eukaryota; Fungi; Ascomycota; Eurotiomycetes; Eurotiales; Aspergillaceae. Gene Ontology annotation, biological process: DNA-templated transcription; positive regulation of transcription by RNA polymerase II. The record is from RefSeq and is a predicted model, not a curated record. The transcript is spliced from 2 exons. Gene Ontology annotation, molecular function: DNA-binding transcription factor activity, RNA polymerase II-specific; zinc ion binding; sequence-specific DNA binding.